Molecule: messenger RNA, 1633 nt
Organism: Hordeum vulgare subsp. vulgare (domesticated barley)
Lineage: Eukaryota; Viridiplantae; Streptophyta; Magnoliopsida; Poales; Poaceae
Product: protein trichome birefringence-like 33
Exons: 3
Coding region: 108-1481 (457 amino acids)
Cellular component (GO): Golgi apparatus
Molecular function (GO): O-acetyltransferase activity
Source: RefSeq, a predicted model, not a curated record
GAAACUUUGCACUGCUGCCACCAUCAUCACGCAUUCACGCUCAACAUUGCAACUCUGCAAGCAAAGAGAUACUGAUCACUGAUCAGGGAUCGCCAUAUCGGCCAGUGAUGGUGAAGGCGCCUCUCCACUCCUCAUCCUCGGCCGCAGCCGCCGCGGCCACCUUCUCGUUGGUCGCCAAGAAGGCGCGGCUCUCGCCGUUCAUCCUGCUCUCGCUGCUCUUCAUGCUCCUCUUCUCCUUCCUCUACGGAGAGGAGCUCGCGGCGCUCAUCGGCCAGCGAGCUGGUCGACGUUCAGCAGACCUCGAUGUUGACGUCAACCGUGAGCAUCAGCAACCGGCCGGGGUGGAGGAUGGGUGGAAGAGGAAGAAGAAGAGGUGGCAGGGGAGGUUGGCGUUCGCGGUGAACGACGAGGACGAGGACGAGGAGUGCGACGUGUUCUCGGGGAGCUGGGUGCGGGACGAGGAGGCGCACCCGCUGUACCGGGAGGAGGAGUGCCCCUACAUCCAGCCGCAGCUCACCUGCCAGGCGCAGGGCCGCCCCGACAGGGGCUACCAGUCCUGGCGAUGGCAGCCGCACGACUGCACCCUCCCCGCGUUCAACCCGACGCAGAUGCUGGAGACGCUGCGGGGCAAGCGGAUGAUGUUCGUGGGCGACUCGCUGAACCGCGGGCAGUUCACGUCCAUGGUGUGCCUCCUCCAGUCGGCCAUCCCGUCCCCGGAGGCCAAGUCCUUCGAGAUGUCCCCCGACCAGCAGCACACCGUGUUCACCGCCAGGGAGUACAACGCCACGGUGGAGUUCUACUGGGCGCCCUUCCUGCUGCAGUCCAACGCGGACGACGCCGUGGUGCACAAGAUCUCCGACCGGAUGGUGCGCAACGGCUCCAUCGCCCACCACGGCCGCCACUGGGAGGGCGUCGACGUCCUGGUCUUCAACACCUACCUCUGGUGGUGCACCGGCCUGCGCUUCAGGGUCAUGAACGGGCCGAUCGGGGACGCCAGGGAGGAGGACGCGGUGUGGGUGUCCACGGAGGAGGCCUACGGCAUGGCGUUCCGGGACAUGCUGCAGUGGGUCAGGGACAACAUGGACUUCAACAGCACCAGGGUCUUCUUCACCAGCAUGUCGCCUACCCACGGCAAGAGCCAGGACUGGGGGGACGCGCAGGGGGGCAACUGCUACAACGAGACGGCGAUGAUCGAGGACGCCGAGUACUGGGGCACGGACGCGCGGCGGAGCGUGAUGCGAGUGAUCAGGGAGAUCCUAGACGGCGAUGGCGCCGACGUGCCGCUCACGUUCCUCAACGUCACGCAGCUGUCCAUGUACCGCAAGGACGCGCACACCUCCAUCUACAAGAAGCAGUGGAACCCGCUGACGCCGGAGCAGGUGGCCGACCCCAGGACGUACGCCGACUGCGUCCACUGGUGCCUACCGGGACUCCAGGACACGUGGAACGAACUCCUCUAUUCCAAGCUCUUCUACCCUUGAUCACGCACGUUUAUUUUCACUUACUACAAGUACUCGUAGGUUGUAGUGAGGCCACCUAACGGAUCUCUAAUAGCCGGUUAGAAUAGUAAAAGGAAAAGGUUUAAAAUCUAUGGGAUGAUAACAGAAAAAGAUAAACCAUGUGCAUUGAUUGA